AGCUUCCGCCGCGACAUCGCAAUCCAGAUCUAGGUUUCGAGAGCGAGAGAGAAAAGGACGGAGAGAAGGCCAUGGCGGAGCCGGAGGCUCUGGAGAUGAGGGGGCUGGGGCUGGAGGGUCUGAUGGCCCCUUCGCCGGAUUUCCGCUCUGCGAGGAUCAUCACCAUCCCCAAGAUCAAGGAUGAUUCGGCGGUCGAGGCCGCGGCGAACAAGGCGGCGGCGGGGAGUGGCAUGGUGAAGGCGGCGUCCUGGAGCGACUUCGUCACCAAGCCGGCGGGGAACAAGGCGGCUUCGGCGAGCAGCAUCGAGCCGGCGGCGAAGGUGGAGGGCAAGGCCAAGCAGGCGGCGGCGAGCAGCAUCGAGCCGGUGGCGAAGGCGGAGGGCAAGGCCAAGCAGGCGGCGGCGAGCAGCAUCGAGCCGGUGGCGAAGGCGGAGGGCAAGCCGAAGGCCAAGCUCCUACUCAGGCGGGCGUGGGAGUUGGACGCCAAGCCGGAGCCAGCGGUGAUCUCCGUCGGGACCGAGAGGCUGGGGGAAGAUGAAAUCGAGUACGUGCGGACGCAUCGCAUGCGGAGGCUCACCCCCCCCGACGAUCUGAUCCGCGAAUUCUUCCCCAGGAUUGCAGCGUGUUUCCCAAAAGCUGCUGCCAUCGUCAACAAGACCGUCGACCUGCAGGAGGACAUCUUGAGGCAGUACGAGACGAAGGGGUACGCCUUGGUGCGGGUCGAGCGCCUCGACAAUGGUUUGAAGAGGUGGUUUCGUCUCCCCGAGGCAGAAACUGCCUAGGCCUUCAGGGUUUCGCUGAGGAUGUUUAUCCUGCUGUCUGCUUUGUCGUCUGAUCUAUCUAUGUGAUGUUACUAUAUUAUAUUAUGGUGGUAAAUGUGGAUCUGCUUAAGGGGUUCGUAAGUUAUUAGAGAUGUUACUAUAUUAUAUUAUGGUGCUAAAUGUGGAUCUGCUUAAGUGGUUCGUAAGUUAGUAGUGUUGCUCCAUUUGUUUU
Setaria italica (foxtail millet) is the source of this 993-nucleotide messenger RNA. RefSeq lists its product as uncharacterized. NCBI's taxonomy places the organism in Eukaryota, Viridiplantae, Streptophyta, Magnoliopsida, Poales, Poaceae. The transcript is spliced from 2 exons. The record is from RefSeq and is a predicted model, not a curated record. The coding region runs from base 72 to 782 and encodes 236 amino acids.